CGCAAAAGAAAGUUUAUUUAAAUUAAAGAGAGUCAUUUUGAAAUGUACGAUUAUUUCAAUAUGUCAUGUUUAGAUGAUAAAACUGCGCUUAGAUUAAAUAUAAAAGUAAACAGUGAAAAUUUAUUACCAGUUCCACAAAAAUACAAUGUUGGAUCAUUAAGAUUACCUGAAGAUCCAUCAUGGCCAAAAAUUCCACAACGUAAAUUAGCAGAUGAUGCCGAUGACAUCAUUCAUCCUCCAUACAUUAUUACAUUAACAGAUACACCAAGGAAAAGUCGUUCUACAGUACGUACGCCGCAAUGUCAAUCAUUCAAAACAAUGGAAAUGAAAGAUCUAAACUUUUCCGUCUAUCAACCACUUAAUACAAUGAAAAGGAAACCAAGUUCUUUGGAUCCUCGUUUUAAGCGUACGACUGCAGUUAAAAAUCAGACUAUACCGACGACACAGUCUAAUAAACAAAAUAAUCAUUUGAAAGAACCACAGCAGUCUGCUCUUAUCUUAGAAAGAUCACAAUUUCCCUGCAAAACGAUGAACAAAACUGCUUCUGAGAGAAAUUUAAAUAUUCAGCAGAUAAUACAAGAAAAUAUGAAGAAGCCAGAAAAUGAAGAAGUAAUUAAAUGUAAUAAUAAUCAAUUUAAACAAGAACUUCUAAAUGGAGGAUUACUUCAAAAAAGUAAUGUGGGAGAUAACAACACACUGGAGUGUAAAGCUAACGUAGCAAAGGAUCAUAAUACAAUAAAUUUAACAAAUAUAAAUAAUGCAAGUAUAAUAGAUUCUGUAGACAUUAAAGAAAAUAUUGAUCCCAGCUCAGAAAAUAAUAAAAAUAUCAUAAAUAAAGAAAUAUCUAUGGGUGAACAAAUAUCAACUUCUAUCUGUAAUGAAAAACAAAUAUUAGAAACUAAAGCAAACAAUGAUUUAAAAGGGCUACCAAAAAAUCAAUCAUUACAAUCUGCUAAUGAGUCUGAUAGUCCAAUCUUGCUUGUAAUGGAGAAAAAAGUACAUCCUUUACCUAUUGACAAAAUAUAUGCAACACAAUGUUACAAUGUACAAGUACCAAUAAUUACAUAUCAAAAUGUACCUUUAAAAAUAUCGACUUGUCCAUCGGGAGAGAUUAAUAUUUCCCCUUAUAUUGCAACUACCUUGCCAAUAACUGACUUAUAUACAACUACGCAAUUUCAAGUAAAAGAUACAAACAUUCAUACAUCAUCGCUUGAAAAACAAAAUUUGGAUAAUCUACAAAAACAAAAUGAAGUAGUAAAUACUGCAAAAAUUGGUACUAUAGAUAUUCGAGAUAAGCAGAAAAAUCUUAUUUUAGAGAAUAAAACGGAGGACAGAUUUUCAGAACAGUCCACAGUUGAAGAAAAUUAUUAUGAUACUUCUUCUUUACCAAACAACAAUAAAAUUCCGAUUUCUGUUGGUAAUAAUAAUAAUGUUAAUUGUUCUAACGAUUAUUUAAAAGUUAUAUCACAUCAACGACCAACAGAAAUUAGUGAUUCAGGUGCUUAUACAUCUAUUAAAAUUCCAAAUUUAAAAAAAUGUACUUCAAGUAAACAGCGGAAAAUGAGAUCCGAAGAAAAUUUGUCGCUAAAAAAAAAUACAUAUGGUAAAAAACUCUUUCAAUCUUCGGAACCACAUAUUACAUCCAGGCGAAAACGAAUAAGAGCUAAUUUUUCUAAAAGAGCCAGAUCUUACUUUCAAAAAAAGUCUAAAUCCAGAGUAGUCAAUUCUAAUGGCACUUUAACACAGCCAAGUUAUCAACAAACAAACUAUAAACAUGAUACAAGAUUUUUGAAAAUUGAACAAUAUACGAAAGAUAAAAAUUGUCAUUUCUUAAUGUUAAAGAAACCUAUUCAUGAAAGAAAUAAGGAUAAAAAUAUGGAUUGCAUUAAGAUGGAAUCUUCGGUUGAAAAUCCCACUAUCUCUUGCGAUGUCUUUUGUCAGCAGAGUAAGGAAAAUAAAUAUAAUAGUUUGGAAAGAUUGGAUAAAAAUAACUCUAUUGAAAGUUCUGUAAGAAUACCUCUUAAAACGCAAGAACUAUUAAAUAAAAGUUAUCUGGAAUACUAUAAUAAAUUAAAACAAAAUUCAGGCAACAUGGAAAAUGUACGACAAAAGUAUUUUCAUAAAGUGGCGUUAGACGCUCCUUAUGUUAAAAAAAGAAAAAGCAAACUAUUCUGUAAUAAUAUUUAUAGUGAUCGAACUAAAUUUAAUCCAGAAAUACAAACAAUAGAACAAUGUUCAGCUCUAUCAAGUAUAAUUAAUAAAAAUCUAGAUUCCACUGUACAACAUUUGAGCGAUACAACGGAAACAAAACAAAUAUAUGUUAAUAGAAAUAUCAGAUCAUCUUCAGAUCCUACAGGAGGAAUUCAAAUUAAAACGAUACAAAAUGUAGCUUCUAAGAUACCCGCAGAUAUUUAUGAAAAUUCCAUUACGUCGUCUACGUUUGUACAUAAAGUUAAACAUAAGAAGGAGAAGUAUAUCGAAAAACGAUUUCUUAAAUUAAAAACCAUCCUAUUUUUCGGCACCAUAAUGUAUGCCCUUGUUGUAUUUUUACCUAUGAUCUAUGAUUACUUCUUUUACGAAGAUUACGAUGAUUACCAGGAUUUGGCGUAUAUCGAAUUUAUAGUAGAUUAUACGAUUUCGUCUUUUAAAGAAGCUUUUAGUAGUUUUUUUAAUACAUUUUAUAGAAUCUUUUUUCAGCCGCAGCGUGCCUGUAAGAAAUGUAACGGCAUUUCUUAAACUUGUUGCUAGCGAUUAUUUCAUUACAUACAAAAUGAAAGAUGAAAAGUAUUUUUUGAUAUACAUAUAUUAUUUAUUAUUUUUAUAU
Polistes canadensis is the source of this 2824-nucleotide messenger RNA. RefSeq lists its product as uncharacterized. NCBI's taxonomy places the organism in Eukaryota, Metazoa, Arthropoda, Insecta, Hymenoptera, Vespidae. Bases 43 to 2736 code for a protein of 897 amino acids. The transcript is spliced from 10 exons. The record is from RefSeq and is a predicted model, not a curated record.